GACGCAGUGGAGUAUGCAGAGUGCGAGGCAGCAGUAAAGGCACACCCGCCCUUUCAAGAGGCGAUGAGGCGACGGGGCGUAGAUGACAUGGAUCUAGUCAUGGUGGACGCCUGGUGUGUGGGGUACUACUCUGAAGCGGAUCACCCCAAUCGCCGCCUCGCUAAGCCGCUAAUCUUCUGCCGCUGCCCCUCUGACUGCUGCUUGGACAAUGGAUACGCCAGGCCUGUGGAGGGUAUAUACGUGACUGUGGAUAUGCAGAGUAUGGAAGUGAUCAGGUGCGAGGACAGGGAGGUCAUCCCGUUGCCCCCGCCCGACCCGCUGCGCAACUACACGGCCGGGGCGGACAGGGGGGGCGUGGACCGCCCUGACUUGAAGCCCAUCAAAAUAGAGCAGCCGGAAGGGCCAAGCUUCCGCGUGAAUGGAUACGCCGUGGAGUGGCAGAAGUGGAGUUUCCGAGUGGGGUUCACGCCUAAAGAGGGCCUGGUGCUACACGCCCUAGCGUACGACGAUGGCAGCAGCGGCAGGAGGGGCAUUGCGCACCGGCUGAGCUUCUGUGAGAUGGUGGUGCCGUAUGGCGACCCCCACGAGCCCCACUACCGCAAAAACGCCUUCGAUGCCGGCGAGGACGGGCUGGGGAAGAAUGCACACUCUCUCAAGAAGGGCUGUGAUUGUCUAGGCUUCAUCCGCUACUUUGACGCGCACAUGAGCAACUUUAUCGGCGGGGUGGAGACGAUAGAGAACGCCGUGUGCAUGCAUGAGGAGGACCAUGGCAUGCUCUGGAAGCACGUGGACUGGCGCUCGGGGCACACGGAAGUGAGGCGGUCGAGACGCCUGGUGCUCUCUUUCGUGUGCACCGUGGCCAACUACGAAUACGGCUUCUUCUGGUACCUCUACCAGGAUGGCAAGAUCGAAGCGCAAGUGAAGCUGACGGGCAUUCUGUCGGUGGGAACUCUGAGGGAGGGCGAGGAGAGAAAGUACGGCACGCUGCUGGCGCCGGGGCUGUACGCUCCCAUCCACCAGCACUUCUUCGUGGCUCGCAUGGACAUGGCUGUUGACUGCCGGCCAGGGGAGCAGGCUAAUCAGGUGGUGGAGCUGAAUGUGAGGAUGGAGUCGGAGGGCCCCCACAACCCGCACGCGAAUGCCUUCUAUGCGGAGGAGAGGGUGCUUCGGACAGAGGGCGAAGGGAUGAGAGAUGUGGAUCCUAUGUCUGCUCGCCACUGGCUGAUCCAAAACACUCGGGCAGUCAACAGGGCAGGUCGGCCCACCGCCUACAAGCUCGUGCCGGGGUCCAACUGCCUGCCCUUCUCGCAGCCCGAGGCGAAAUUUCUCCGCCGGGCAGCUUUCCUGAAGCACAACCUGUGGGUCACGCCAUACCACCCGGAGGAACGGUUUCCGGGCGGCGAGUUCCCGAACCAGAACCCCAGGGUUGGCGAUGGGCUGUCCUCGUGGGUGCAGCAGAACAGAUCCAUUGACAAUGCUGACGUGGUGCUUUGGUACGUGUUUGGCCUCACCCACGUGCCACGGCUGGAAGACUGGCCGGUCAUGCCCUGUGAAUACCUCGGCUUCUGCCUCAUGCCACAUGGUUUCUUCAACAUAUCUCCUGCUGUUGAUGUCCCGCCUAGCGAACCUGAAAUUGCUGCUGAAGCAGGCGCUUCUGUUUCUACUCCUAGCGCUAGCAAAGAAGGGAGUGACUGUUGUGGUGGGGCGACUCAGCCGAGCCUCUCGUCAAAACUAUGA
Molecule: messenger RNA, 1737 nt
Organism: Closterium sp. Naga37s-1
Lineage: Eukaryota; Viridiplantae; Streptophyta; Zygnematophyceae; Desmidiales; Closteriaceae
Source: the annotation of a GenBank genome assembly